AUGGGAUGCACAGUCAGUAAUUUAAAAUGCGUUACCAAUGUAGCAGGUUUAGCAAGUUUGGUAAUUUCGCUAUUUCCCAAAUUAAUUAUUAAGAAUCCUCAAGUUCUUCGACCAUUAUUAAAUGUAAGUUGGGGUUACUUAUUUGGAUCUACCUUUUGGUUGUGUUUUUUUUCUGAAGUAGGUUUAUUAAGAAGUUUAAAGAAUAUGAAAGGUGUGCCUUUACCUGAAAGUGCUUCAGAAGCUAAGAAAUUAUUAGAGGAAAUGAAAAAUUCAGAAGGUGAUUUUAAUAGAAGAAGUUUAGAUUUUCAAUAUUUUUUUAGUUUAGCUACUUUAUUUUCAGGAAUAUUAUUAUUAUCAACAGUUAAGUUGGCAAAUCAUAAUUUACAAUUAAGAUUAAGUUCCUCAGUUGUUGUUAUAACAAGCUUAUUGAAUAGUUUAUAUUUACAUAAUAAAGUACAUAAUUUAAAAUCCAAAAAAGAAAGUUUAUAUAAUGACUUUAUAGCAAAUCCAAAGAAUGAAAAGACAGUUGCAGAUUUAAAAAAAAAUAAAAAAGAGUUCCACAUAUUUCAUGGAUUAUCUGUUCUCUCUUUAUAUGUAUCCUUCUUUGGUUUAACACCCUACAUAUUUACAUAA
Plasmodium falciparum 3D7 is the source of this 633-nucleotide messenger RNA. RefSeq names its product DUF4149 domain-containing protein. The record is from RefSeq and is a predicted model, not a curated record. NCBI's taxonomy places the organism in Eukaryota, Apicomplexa, Aconoidasida, Haemosporida, Plasmodiidae. Gene Ontology annotation, cellular component: membrane.